Aspergillus versicolor CBS 583.65 is the source of this 2810-nucleotide messenger RNA. RefSeq names its product transient receptor potential ion channel family protein. Lineage: Eukaryota; Fungi; Ascomycota; Eurotiomycetes; Eurotiales; Aspergillaceae. The coding region runs from base 430 to 2541 and encodes 703 amino acids. Gene Ontology annotation, biological process: fungal-type cell wall biogenesis; transmembrane transport. The record is from RefSeq and is a predicted model, not a curated record. The transcript is spliced from 2 exons.
UGGACCAAACCGCCUGCUUGCCUUUGUUUACCUCGACCCUCUCCUUUUGCAUUAAACCAUCAGUGUCGAGGGUGCCUCCCGCGAGGAAGUAUAGGAAGAGGAAAGACAGUGAACUUGAAUCGGUGAACAUCCACUCAACUCUGAGUUCUUUUCACUGGAUGUCACUCUGUUGGACAACCAACACCGUUUCAAUCCCGCCUCUCUCUCAACAUCCUGCAUCUUUUCUCUCUUCCAUUUUAGACAGGUUGACCCUGCUCUCCGUUUCUGAUUGAUUCGACUGGUGCGAAAGAUCAGAAUUUGCUCAGAUUACGCCUUUUUAAUUAGUUACCGUGGAAUAUUGCUAGCUUACGUCCGUUGGCCCUAUCCCUCAUAAAAAGCCUCUCAUACGUUGUAACGUGAGAUUGUGAAUAAGAAACCACGCCUGCCAAAAUGCGAAAUUACAUUACGUUUGCUGUGCUAGCCCUGUUGCCGGCCAGAAGUUAUGCCGCAGAUACCCUGAGAACAGGAAGUCUCUCGACAUGCUUGACCGAUUCCGAUAUCCAGGUGCAAAAACUGGACAUCGACUUUUCCCGCUCUACAAAGAAGAUUACCUUUGAUGUCGCUGGUACAAAUACCAAAGAACAGAAUGUCACGGCUACACUUUCGGUCACUGCCUACGGGAACGAGGUAUACACCAAAGAAUUCGAUCCUUGCGACAAUGCCAACCAUGUUGAUCAACUCUGCCCUGUUCCGGCUGGCGAAUUCUCCGCUUCUGGGUCUCAGGUAAUACCAGACGAUUUCAUAAGCCAAAUUCCGUCGAUUGCGUUCUCAAUACCGGAUCUAGACGGAGUGGCGAAGCUUCAAUUAAGGUCAAAGAACGAUGGCAACGAUGUUGCUUGCAUUCAGUCUGAGUUGACCAAUGGAAAGUCCGUGGAAGUCCCCGGUGUCUCUUACGCUGCUGCCGGUAUGGCUGGAGCUGCACUGGCUUUGAGCGGACUGUCAGCUUUGGGCUCUGCCGGACACGCAGGCUCGACUUCUUCUAGCCCCGGAUUCGGCGAGGUCAUGGGCUGGUUUCACACAAUGGCAACCAAUGGCAUGCUUAGUGUCAACUACCCUCAAGUGUAUCGCAGCUUUUCGAAGAACUUCGCAUUUAGCACGGGCUUGAUACCGUUGGCCCAAAUGCAACAUUCGAUAGACAAUUUCAGGAAAGCUACAGGCGGAAACCUCACCGAAAACAACUAUGACUAUUGGAAAGGACUCAGCACUCCAUCGGAGUCGAAUCAAAAGCGAUCCCUAGAUACGAUCCUCGGUACAGCACGACUAAUCGUACGUGAGGUCGAGACUUCAGUCAAUGGCACUUCUUCCGGCAAUGAUACCUCUAGUGGACAAGAUAGCAACCUCCUUUCUGCAGAUGGAAUAUCGAACUUGAGCAAGGAAUUGCUCAUUCCUCAAUCGAAUACAUUCAUGACCGUGUUACUGAUUUUCGCCAUUGUUAUUGCGGCGAUUACCGUGGGGAUUUUGCUCGUCAAGGUAAUUCUCGAGCUAUGGGCCCUCAACGGCUCGUUUCCCAAGAUGCUCGCCGAUUUCCGAGACCAUUAUUGGGGUCUCCUUGCCCGAACAAUCACGAACUUGAUCCUCGUCCUUUACUCAAUCUGGGUUAUGUACUGCGUAUACCAGUUUUCGAGUGGAGAUUCCUGGGCCGCACAGCUUCUUGCGGGUGUCACCCUGGCCAUUUUCACUGUUCUUCUCGGAUUCUUCGCUUUCCGCAUAGUAUAUCUAGCUCGCAAGUACAAGAAAUCCGAAGGCGACGCGUCCUCAUUAUAUGAAAACAAGGAGACUUGGCGAAAAUACAGUCUCUUCUACGACAACUAUAAGAAGGGCUGUUGGUGGCUUUUUAUCCCAGCUAUCAUUUAUAUGCUUGUUAAAGGUUGUAUCAUUGCUGGUGCUAAUGGGCAUGGACUCGUCCAAUCUACCGGUCAACUUGUUGUCGAGGCGCUGAUGCUGAUUCUUCUACUAUGGCACCGCCCAUAUGUUGCCAAAUCGACCCAGUGGAUCAACAUCACAAUUCAAGUCGUCCGUGUUCUGUCCGUUGCCUGCGUCUUGGUUUUUGUCGACCAACUGGGCCUCUCGCAAACUACCAAGACCGUCACUGGCGUGAUCUUGAUUGCCGUACAGUCAGCUUUAACCGGUGUUCUUGCCAUUCUUAUUGCUGUCAAUGCUAUCAUUCUCUGCUGUCGCGAGAACCCCCAUGCCAAGCGGAGGAAGGAAGCUGAAAAUAUGAACCGUGAUAUUGAUGAUCUUACGCCCCUCGAUGCCCGGGAAUCACUCCUCAUGGACAACCCCCCCCGUAAAGACUACUCCGAGAUGAGUAAAUUCAAUUUCACGGGUCCAUACGAACCCUACCGGGACACCGACCGUCUCGUGGACACCGAAUACCACGAUGAUCCCCGGUAUGGUCGUAACAUCGGCCGAGACAGUCGCAGUAGCAGUAACAGCCGCGACAGCCACGGCUCCCCUGAGGGCCGUCGUCCGACAAAGCCUGCGUACGGCUUUGCAUAUUGAAAACAAAUACUUGUGUUUUGACGUAUUUGCCUCCCCCCUCCCCUUUUGUUCCAUUGACUUAUUCUCACCAUUUUCAGCUUCUUGUAUGUAGAGGCAUAUCCUUUUUCAAGCGCCAUAUUUGAUGACUUAGCGUUCCUUGCUGGUAACUCCCUUUUUUUUUUUUGCCCUGCAAAAUUUGCAUUACACCCACUUACUUAGCGACAAUCUGUCGCCAUCCUCUUAUAUUGCUCGCGCCGUUCGUUAUAUAUAUAUAUUUUUUCUACAUUGCA